AUGUCCACAAACGGCGUCAACGGCCAUGGGCCAGAACGCAAACUCGUUCCCGGCAUCAACGUGCCUAUGGUCGCCUUCUUCAAGGACAACGAAGACGUCGAUGUCGAAGCCACCGCAAAGCACACCGUCCGUCUGGCAAAGGCCGGCAUGACCGCUUUAACAUGUCAGGGCUCAAAUGGCGAAGCCGUCCAUUUGACAGCCGAGGAACGCAAGCAGAUUAUUUCUGCCGCUCGAAAAGCACUCGAUGAUGCCGGCUUCACGUCUCUACCUCUCAUCGCUGGCUGCUCGGCACAAUCGACACGUGAGACGAUAUCAUUGUGCAAGGACGCAAAAGCAGCUGGAGCAGACUACGCAUUGACACUGCCUCCCAACUACUACAAGACCUCAUAUGCACGAAGCGACCUGCUCCAAUUCUAUAAGGACCUGGCUACCGACUCGCCCAUCCCGAUUUGCAUCUACAACUACCCUGGCGCGGUUGCUGGCAUCGAUCUCGACUCUGACGCAAUCAUCGAGCUGGCAAAGCACCCCAACAUUGUCGGCUGCAAGCUGACCUGCGGCAACACUGGCAAGCUGAACCGCAUUGCCCAUUCCGUGAAGGCAGCUACCCCAAAAGCUUCGAACUCGGGCUGGAUGUGCAUGGGUGGCUCCGCCGACUUUACCCUACAGACACUGAUCGCUGGUGGAUCUGGCAUCAUCACUGGCUUGGGCAAUAUUGCGCCCAAGGCUUGCGUCAAGGUGUAUGACUUGUAUGCAGAGGGUAAGGUCGAGGAGGCGCAGAAGAUGCAGGCGAUCGUGGCGAGAGGCGACUGGGGUGUCAUUGCCGGUGGCAUCAGUGGAACCAAGAGCGCAAUGAUCAGUCACUUCGGAUAUGGUGGCUACUCGAGGAGACCACUGCCCCGGCCAACGAAGGAGGAGGAUGCGCGGUGGAAGGAGGCGCUUGCUGAGAUCGUUGAGCUGGAGAAUUCACUGCCGGACAAGUUCUAG
Molecule: messenger RNA, 984 nt
Organism: Cyphellophora attinorum
Lineage: Eukaryota; Fungi; Ascomycota; Eurotiomycetes; Chaetothyriales; Cyphellophoraceae
Product: putative 4-hydroxy-2-oxoglutarate aldolase, mitochondrial
Exons: 1
Coding region: 1-984 (327 amino acids)
Molecular function (GO): 4-hydroxy-tetrahydrodipicolinate synthase activity
Source: RefSeq, a predicted model, not a curated record